Molecule: messenger RNA, 1824 nt
Organism: Trypanosoma theileri
Lineage: Eukaryota; Euglenozoa; Kinetoplastea; Trypanosomatida; Trypanosomatidae
Product: serine/threonine protein kinase
Exons: 1
Coding region: 1-1824 (607 amino acids)
Biological process (GO): protein phosphorylation
Cellular component (GO): cytosol
Molecular function (GO): eukaryotic translation initiation factor 2alpha kinase activity; ATP binding
Source: RefSeq, a predicted model, not a curated record
AUGGGAACUCUUGCCCCAUCCUUCUCUCCAUUAGAGGACAGCAACGGUAUUCCCAACAGGGAUGGUGGCAGCACACCUCUCCCAGCACAACAAAACCAACAACACUCCGCAUGGACACCGCAGAGAGUACCAGAAACCCCAGCCAAGCAACGAAGAACCGUACAUGAGGCCCGUAAUGAAAUGCAAUUUACACAUAUCAGCAACCAUCACCGCCACACCUGGAGUGGUAAGAAAGAUCCUCGCAAAAGUGUGGCCUCUAGAAAGCGACCAUCCACUGAGCUCUCACAGUUCAGUGCACUGCAACUGGAUGACAGCAGAAGUUCUAUUUUGUUGCCUUCACAGGACCGCGGUGUGGAACAGUCACGUCGUGUGGGGGGAAAUCGCCUUAUGGGGCCACCGUCAGCCACUUCGCCCUCUGCGUUGUUUCCAUCGCAGCCUCAAUCUCCACAGGCGGAUUGGAUGCCGCGACGUGGGCAGAGCAAUUCCUUUAUUCAUCCUUCACCAGAGAGACUGGAGUACUCACAGGCAGAUACAGAGUACUCCAAUUUCUUUAAUCGACGUAUUUUAACAGAGUAUCGUGAAGUUAAAGAACUUGGAUGUGGUUCUUUUGGGAAGGUUACACUCUAUGAGGAAACGAGUACAGGAAAUUUGGUGGCGGUAAAAGUCUCUCCUCCAUUAACUAAUCAAGAACAGCGGCAACGAUUUGUACGGGAAAGAUUUAUAUUAAAUCUUGUUCGUGGAUUACCUCAUGUUGUGCAGUUAAUGGAAGCAUGGGAAGAAGGACGUACACCACAAAUGUAUUUACAACUGGAAUACUGUAAAGGUGGUUCUGUCGCUGAUUUGGCAGAACUUCGGCGACGUAGAGGUGAACGAUGGGAUGAACGUGAGAUUUAUGUUUUUCUUGCUCAUAUGGCACUCGCAUUGAAUGGACUACAUAGUAUCAAUAUUGCACAUGUAGAUUUUAAACCUGAUAAUGUGCUUAUAGACGAAAAUGGAAGCUACAAACUUUCAGAUUUUGGUUGUAGUGUUGUUUUAAAUGAAGAUGGAAGACCUCAACGAAAUUUUACAUCAAGCAGUCAAAGAUCAAACUAUGUGACGGAUAUGGCUGUCUUGAGUGUACCAACACAACUGAGUAUUGUAAGUGUAGAAGAAGGAGAUUGUCGCUAUCUCUGUUCUGAUAUGCUAAACCAAAAACAAUACCUUAAAGCAGGUGAUAUGUUUUCCUUUGGUAUAUCACUUUUUGAACUUAUGUCUGGAGAACCGCUUCCACAUCAUGGUGCACCUUUUCUAGAAUUACGGUCAAGUCCACCAGUUGAGAUGCUUGAACGCCGUGGUUACUCAAAGCCGUUGAUUAAUCUCGUCGCUGCUCUUAUGAACAAAGAACCCACUGCACGACCAACAGCAUAUGAUGUGCUUUGUUUCUUUCAACUUCCACUACAGGCCCCACAGCUGGUGGCGAAGUGGGCGGCGGUAGUGGGAAAUGAGAUGAACAGCAGUGAUCAUGAUAAGGAAGAAGAUGAAGAAGGAGAAGAAGAGGAAAAGGAACAGCGGGAAAAUAAGAAGGAGGUACUCUUGAAUAUGCGAUUUAUGCAUGCAGCCCUUGUAGUCUCAUCGCGAUUAGUUGAGAUGGCACGCCAAAGAAUAGAAGGGGGAAAACAAAAUACUACUGGUAAUAAUAAUAAUAAUAAUAAUAAUAAUAAUAAUAAUAAUAAUAAUAAUAAUAGUACCAGUGGUGGUGGUGUUCUUAGGCGUGCACGGAUUGAUGUUGAUGAGUCGUGUACACCGAAAACACAAAUGACCACCCGCGGAUUCGAUGGCAUUUGA